This is a messenger RNA of Anarrhichthys ocellatus (wolf-eel), 2059 nucleotides long. Its product is annotated as B-cell receptor CD22-like. The record is from RefSeq and is a predicted model, not a curated record. The transcript is spliced from 7 exons. Bases 66 to 842 code for a protein of 258 amino acids. Lineage: Eukaryota; Metazoa; Chordata; Actinopteri; Perciformes; Anarhichadidae.
AGAAGUGCACUCUGAGAAUCAGAGACCUGAGAGAGAGCGACUCAGCUGAGUACAAGUUCAGAUUCAUGACAAACAAACGAGGUGGGAAAUAUACUGGUUCACCUGGAGUCACUUUGUCGGUCACAGAUCCACAGCUCCAGAUAAAUGUGAGGAGAUCAACACUGAAUUCUACCUGGACAGAGCUGACAUGUCAGUCUAAGUGUCAGCUGCCUAAAGAUGUGUCUUACAUCUGGUACCAGAAUGGAGAGAAAAGGAAGGAAGUAAAAGUUUAUUUUCAUCCACACCCACUAAAUCCUGCAGACAACUAUUCUUGUGCCAUAAAAGGACACAAGAUGUUCUCCUCUCCUUCAGUGUAUGCUCCAAAGCUUCCCUCUGUGUCAGUGAGUCCCUCUGCUGAGAUAGUGGAGGGCAGUUCAGUGACUCUGACCUGUAGCAGUGAUGCUAACCCAGCAGCUAACUACACCUGGUACAAGGAGGAUGAAGACUCACCAAAAGCAUCAGGACAGAUCUUCAACAUCACUGACUUCAGAGCUGAACACAGUGGGAGUUAUUACUGUGAAGCCCAGAACAUGAGAGGACGUAGUAACUCCUCCUUACAUCUGACUGUUGUAUCAGGAUAUUCAACAAUGAUCAUGAAUAUCAUCCGGUCGACUUUGGUGGUCUUGAUGCUGAUUCCUCUGCUGCUCCUGAUUCUGUGGACGAGGAAGAAGAAAGCUCUGAGCUCCACCACUGAACCACAUGAACCUGUAGAGAUAGAGUUGGACUCUUGUCCUGAGUACGAGAACGACUCAAACACUGCAGCACAGACAGAAGACUCAGAGGAGCAGGAAGACCGGGUGUGAAGAUGCGGUUGAACCAGAGGCGAGACUCACGUGAUGGAAACAAAGAAGUACGACGUUGAGAUAUGAGUGUGGAGAGCGAGGCUGUGCAGGAUGUGGAGGAAGUGGAGACACAAAGCUCCCAAAAGUUGUUCUUGUCAGUCGGUUUAGAGAAGAUUUAGAAGAACGAGGUGUUGGCAGCUUGAACUGAAUCAUGUCGAGGUCACAAACUAGAUGUGUUGUUUAGAUCAGCUGAUGGUCAGGUGCUGUGUGACUGACUGACUCAUGACAAACUGCUGAAGAUAUGCAAGCUUUUUAUUCUUUAGUUCUUUAUAUGACAGAUUAUUAUUAUUAUUGUGACGAUCCAGGUAAGAUAUUUCACUCGGGACCAAAGUGGAGCGACGACUGAUUUUGGGAAAAGAGAUAAAAAGUGAGUUUAGUGCCACCAAGAGAUGCUGAAGUGGAAAAAACUGCAAAGCGCUGAUAUGAAAGUCAUUCCAAUGUAAAGACAUCUUCAUGUUCACUUUAAAGCAGAGUGCAUGAUGGGAUCACAGAGAGGCAGUUCAGACCUCACAGUUCAAAGUGAGACCUUGAAAGGCUGGAAGAUUUCUCAGCGUGAUUAAAUCUCACCUGAGGUCUCUGACACAUUGAAUGUGAAUGACAGUCAGCAGCUUGUUGUUGCUGCUGCUCUACUGUUGGAGGGGAACAUGUGUUUGAUGAUCUAGUUGUAGUUUCCAACUGUAGCCACUAGAUAUUAGUAAAGAGUUAUAUUUCACUGAUAACAGAGAAUGUACAUUCAUGUAUUUAUAAUAUAUCUCCUCCACGUUCUGCUUCUUCCCUCUUUUCUAUUUUAUACCAGUUUUAUCACCAACUGCUUUUAUUGGGAGUCAAAUAUCAGUGUUAUUAAACUCAUUUAGUGAAUUAUUUGUAUUUCCUCACCUGCUCAUUACACUCAUCUACAUGCUUCUGUUUUAUAUUUCUCUAUUUGUAUUUGUAUGUAUUUAGAUUUUACAUGAAUGUUUUGUCUUGCUUGAAUAAAAUACAUAAUGGUAGUUCUACUAAAAAGAGCUGACGUGUCGGUUUUUGCACUAAUUUCAUUCAAAUAAGUUCUUCCUCUGUUUCUCCUUCCUCUUCCUCGUCCGUCUCUUGUGCUGCUGUUACAUGUGAAUGUCUCUCUGGGGAUCAAUGGAGUCUUAUCUUCAGCCUGUUUUUGUACCAUUGAUUCUUUUCAAACCACCUUU